Messenger RNA from Lodderomyces orthopsilosis Co 90-125, 393 nucleotides. RefSeq names its product mRNA splicing protein. Gene Ontology annotation, molecular function: RNA binding. NCBI's taxonomy places the organism in Eukaryota, Fungi, Ascomycota, Pichiomycetes, Serinales, Debaryomycetaceae. The transcript has 2 exons. The record is from RefSeq and is a predicted model, not a curated record. Gene Ontology annotation, cellular component: U1 snRNP; catalytic step 2 spliceosome. Gene Ontology annotation, biological process: spliceosomal snRNP assembly; mRNA splicing, via spliceosome. Bases 1 to 393 code for a protein of 130 amino acids.
AUGUCUAGUUUUCAACCAAUCAAUCCAAAACCGUUCAUGAAGUCGCUAAUAGGAAAGCAAGUGGUGGUUAGACUAAAAUGGAACAAGACAGAAUACAGAGGCCAAUUGAUAUCGACAGACAAUUAUCUCAAUUUGCAAUUAGAUAACACGUUUGAGAUAAUUUAUGAUAACGAAGAUAAACCUCGCGAAGAGGCCAUUGGAAGUAUAUUUAUAAGGUGCAAUAAUGUGUUGUUCAUAAGAGAACAUAAAGACCAAGAAGCUGAGAGCAAAAUACCCGCGAAAGAGGAAUCCAAAAAGGCUAAAGAAGCAGACAAGACCACCAAUGGUGAUGCAAGUGGUAAUGGAAUCGAGGUCACAAAGGUAGAGUUGAAAGAAGCUGUAAUGGAGGAAUAA